Molecule: messenger RNA, 2873 nt
Organism: Electrophorus electricus (electric eel)
Lineage: Eukaryota; Metazoa; Chordata; Actinopteri; Gymnotiformes; Gymnotidae
Source: RefSeq, a predicted model, not a curated record
GUGUUGCUGAAGGACAGGUGUUUCUAAUGAAGUGUACAGUCAGUGCAGGUACCAGGUGGAGUUGAUUGGGUAAGAAUGUUGUGGGUGUAUUUUUGUUCCCUAAUGUGAUUUAUUUUCCCUAUUCAAUAUCAUCAGGAUGGGGAGUGAGAGAGCAGUAAAUCCAGCACCCAGCUGUGUGUCUAUGAAGAGUGACUGGUCCAUGGAGCCUCCUCCUCUAUUCAGCAGUGAACCUGUGACCUCAGUCCUACGUGACCAGAAGAAGCCUGUAAACAUUUCUAAAGAAAAGCUGGAGUCAGUAUUCAAGGAGCUGGAGGACAAAAUCAUCUCUCUGGUGAAGAAUGAGCUGAAGAGAUUUAAGAAUCUACUGAGCUCAGAUUACCCAGCAUGCACUGAGAGACAGGUGGAGGAUGAGGAGGAUCAGAGCAGUGUCAGAGAGGGGGCGCUGGAGAUCACACUGCACGUCCUGAGGAAGAUGAACCAGAAAGACCUCGCUAACACACUACUGAGCAAACUGGCCCCUGGUUGCCACAGAAAGCUCAAAUCCAAACUGAGGGAAAAAUGUCAGAGGAUUCAUGAAGGAAUCUCACAGCAGGGAACCACAACACUUCUGAAUGAGAUCUACACUGAGCUCUACAUCACAGAGGGAGGGAGUGGAGAGGUCAGUAAUGAGCAUGAGGUGAGACAGAUUGAGACAGCAUCCAGGAGACCAGCAACACAGGAGAUACCCAUCAAAUGCAGUGACAUCUUUAGACCCUUACCAGGACAAGACAAAGCCAUCAGAACUGUGCUGACUAAAGGAGUGGCUGGAAUUGGCAAAACGGUCUCUGUGCAGAAGUUCAUACUGGACUGGUCUGAAGGAAAUGUAAAUCAGGAUGUUCUCUUAAUAUUCCCACUUCCUUUUAGGGAGCUGAAUUUGCUGAAGGAAAAAAAGUUCAGUCUGGUGGAGCUUCUUCAUUGCUUUUUCCCAGAAACAUGUGAAUUAAAACCUAAACAUUAUACCAGCUACAAAAUUCUGUUCAUCUUUGAUGGUCUGGAUGAGUGUAGACUUCCUCUAGAUUUCCAGAACAAUGAGAGAUUGUGGGAUGUAACAGAGUCGACCUCAGUGGAUGUGCUGCUGACAAACCUCAUCAAGGGGAAUCUGCUUCCCUCUGCUCUCCUCUGGAUAACCUCUCGACCAGCAGCAGCCAAUCAGAUCCCUCCUGAGUGUGUUGACCAGGUAACAGAGGUAAGAGGGUUCAGUGAACCACAGAAAGAGGAAUAUUUCAGGAAGAGAAUCAGUGAUCAGGGCCUGGCCAAUAGAAUCAUCACACACAUGAAGUCGUCAAAAAGCCUCUACAUCAUGUGCCACAUUCCAGUCUUCUGUUGGAUUGCAGCCACUGUUUUAGCGAGAAUGUUGGGUGAAGCAGAGAGUGGAGAGAUCCCCAACACUCUGACUCAGAUGUUCACACACUUCCUGAUCUUUCAGCUCAGACACAAGGAUCAAAAGUAUGGACAAAGUAUGAAAGGACAAAAACGUCCCACUUACCCACGUUACAUGAGAGAACAUGUUUUGGCACUGGGAAAACUGGCUUUCCAACAGCUAGAAAAAGGCAACCUGAUCUUCUAUGAGGAAGACCUGAGAAACAGUGGCAUAGAUGUCAGAGAAAUGACAGUGUAUUCAGGAAUGUGCACUCAGAUUUUCAGAGAGGAGUUUGAGCUACAGCUGGGGAAGGUGUUCAGCUUUGUACAUCUGAGUGUUCAGGAGUUUCUGGCUGCUUUAUAUGUGUUUAUUUCCUUCAUCUCCACCAACACCAAUGUGCUACAACAGAAACACCCUGGAUAUUUCAGUAUUUUCAAAACCCCAAUGUCUGUCUUCCUCAACAGUGCAGUGGACAAGGCCUUAACGAGUCAAAAUGGACACCUGGACCUUUUCCUUCGCUUCCUUCUGGGUCUCUCACUGGAGUCCAAUCAGACUCUCUUACGAGGCCUACUGACACAGACAGGAAGCAGCUCUCACAGCAAAGAGGAAACAGUCAAGUACAUCAAGGACAAGAUCAGUGACAGUCCCUCUACAGAGAAAUCCAUCAAUCUGUUCCACUGUCUGAAUGAACUGAAUGAUCAUUCUCUAGUGCAGGAAGUCCAAACAUACCUGAGCAGAGGAGGUAACAGUAGUCUCCAUGGAGCCAGACUGUCUCCUGCUCAGUGGUCAGCUCUGGUGUUUGUGUUGCUGAACUCUGAAGAGGAGCUGGAUGAGUUUGACCUGAGGAAAUAUGACCCAUCAGAGGAAUGUCUACUGAGACUGCUGCCAAUGGUCAAAGCAUCCAGAAAAGCCAUACUAUCUGGCUGUGGUCUCACGGAAGAGUCUUGCAAAUCUCUCACAUCAGUUCUACAAACAGAAAACUCACUGAGAGAGCUGGAGAUGAAUAAUAAUGACCUGCAGAAUUCAGGAGUGGAGCAGCUCUGUGCUGGACUGAAGAGUUCACACUGUAAACUGGAGAUUCUCAGACUAUCUGGCUGUGGUCUCAAUGAAGAGUCUUGCAAAUCUCUCACAUCAGUUCUACAAACAGAAAACUCACUGAGAGAGCUGGAGAUGAAUAAUAAUGACCUGCAGAAUUCAGGAGUGGAGCAGCUCUGUGCUGGACUGAAGAGUUCACACUGUAAACUGGAGAUUCUCAGUAAGAAGACAGCAGAAGAGAGAAAAGACAGAAGAGCUUGAUGGUGAAAGCCUCCGGGAUUCUCGGUGCACCACAGAGACAGAACUCAGGACCUCACUGGGAAAAGCAACGGCAGAGGAGAAUGUUUCAUGAUCAGUGACUCAUAGUGUGAGCACAGGAAUGUAAACACUAGUAAAAGAUUAUGCUGUCUGUAUUCUGUCCAAUCAAUACUGCGUUGUU